This is a messenger RNA of Coniosporium apollinis CBS 100218, 1668 nucleotides long. RefSeq lists its product as uncharacterized. NCBI's taxonomy places the organism in Eukaryota, Fungi, Ascomycota, Dothideomycetes. Gene Ontology annotation, molecular function: RNA polymerase II cis-regulatory region sequence-specific DNA binding; DNA-binding transcription factor activity. The coding region runs from base 1 to 1668 and encodes 555 amino acids. The transcript has a single exon. The record is from RefSeq and is a predicted model, not a curated record. Gene Ontology annotation, biological process: regulation of transcription by RNA polymerase II.
AUGGUUUUCCACAGCAAAGACGCACAUCAAUAUUAUGCAGACCUUAUCCGCGAGCGCUUUCUGGAAGCAGCUGCAGACAUCGUGGACCAACUUGGCAGAUCCAACUGGGAACGCUACAAACGUAUCUCAGCUGAGAGGUCUGCAAACGUACAAGAUUCGAAAUUUCCUGGGGACGCAUCUGCUGAGGAUUUCCUUGUAGCUGGAAAGGCUUUAUCGGAGGUGACAGCAUCACGGUUUCAAGACUCGGGCCUUGGUAGUUCUUUGCCUACUAAAACAGACUAUGCUCCAAGCAUGACCUCCUAUUUCUCCAGCUUGGCAGACGGAGAUCGUCCGGAUAUCCCGGCCCUGCCGGAUGAGGCCAGACGAGGAAUGCCCUUCGAAUGCGAUGCCUGUGGAAGGAUGAUUCGAGUGACGAACAAGAGAGAUUGGAAGUGGGUAAUACAAUUCGUAUCGCACUACGGACGAUCUGACAACGCUAGGAAACACAUCUACCAGGAUCUAAAACCCUACGUCUGUUUCUAUCCUCGCUGCGCUUACAACGUGACUCCAUUCGAAAAUCGCGAGCUGUGGGUGGAUCAUCUACGUCUGGAGCAUAGUCUCGUGUCGACAGAUGCGCCUUUUGAAUGUGUACUCUGCCCACAAGUACAUACGACAGGUAGAGGCGCAAUCUCUACCCACCUCGCAAGGCACAUGGAGGAGAUAUCGCUUGCAGCACUGCCCCGUGGUACGGACUCCGAAGUCGGUUCCGAGGAUGGGUCUUUGGAGUCGCAGAAAUAUUCGGUAACCAGCGGUGCUUCUGGUGCCUUGGAUCCGACUUACGAAUGGUCAGUAUACGGAUGGGGCAAUGUGGGCGACGGCUUUACAGAACAUCUGCCCGAGUCUGCUCACUUCGUUGGAGAAGGCUCUGGCGCGCUCACGUCAGCGGCCUCCUCCUACGAAGCAAUGCUGAAGCAAGACGACCUCUACUAUGACUCCGUUGAAGGUGAAGAUGGAUCUUUACAUAACCCAACUACAACCAUGGAGCCGAGCUGGACUAACGUCUCGGAUGACGAGAAUGGCGAGGACUCGCUCAUUACGGACGCUCGUUCUCUGAAUCACAAGACAGGGCACGUCAUGUUUACUUGUUAUCAAUGUCAAGCGAAGUUCCCCGCCGCCUCAGAAUUAGACGAGCAUGCGCGGACCGAGGCCCACGCAGCGUAUGCAUGCUCAGAGACGGGAUGUACAUCAACCUUCUCUAGGCACGAUGUGUACGAACGCCAUGAGACAAACCACUUACGCGAAACUCCACGCUUUCCGUGUCCCCACUGUAAGAAACACCGCGGUAUGAAGGGGUUUAAGCGGAAGGACUAUCUUAAACGGCAUUUACGUCAUUAUCACCACAUCGGCGAAAAAGAGACCCAGGUUGCGUAUCGGAGGUCUUGCGGACACAAAGACUGUUCAGGGAAUGACGAUCUCGAAGCUUCCGAGUAUACCACGCAUAUGCGGAAGGUUCACGACGAGUCUGAUUUUCCCUGCCUGAUACCGGGUUGCAAUCGCGUAAAGAGUAAGGGCUACUUUAGGCGCCGUGACCUCGACAAGCAUCAGCGCAAGGAACACCCGCAAAUAUUUGAGGGAGAACAUAGCACAACUGACGGGGGUGAUGUCAUGGGGCCUUUUUUCAUUGUUUGA